This is a messenger RNA of Prunus avium (sweet cherry), 459 nucleotides long. The record is from RefSeq and is a predicted model, not a curated record. NCBI's taxonomy places the organism in Eukaryota, Viridiplantae, Streptophyta, Magnoliopsida, Rosales, Rosaceae.
AUGGCUAUCACCACCGCCGCCACCACCACCACCACAGUCAUUGUUGUCGCCACCACCACCACCGACAUCACCGUCACCACCACCACCACUACCGUUGCCGCCACUGCCAUUGCCGCUACCACCUCCACCACCACCCACUGCCGCCCUCACCACCACCCCACGGUCACUACCACCACCCCCACCACCAUCACCAUCACUACCACCGCAACCGCCUACACCACCACCACCCUUACCCCCACUUCCAUCACCACUACCACCCCCACUAUUAAUCACACCAUCAUCCCCACCGUCACCACCACCAUAGUCACUUCCACCACCUCACAGCCACUACCACCACCACUACCACCCCCACCUCCUCCACCACUACCUCCCCCACCAUCACCCACAAACAACCAUCACCACCACCAUCACCAUCACAACCACCGCCAUCACCACCACAACCACCACCGUCACCCUUAA